ACUCGCCUGGAGCGCGCGGGCGAGGCGGGCGCAGCGCACCGGGGCUCUCGUGGGCGCACUGCUGCGCGCUCGCUCCGCGCGGCUCUCCGUGGCCAGCCGCCGCCUGAGCGCAGGGCUCCCGGGCUAAGAGCCGCUGCGGCUUCUGAUCGCGACCCCGCUCCCUGCCACUUGGCACAGCCCGGCCACCUCUUUUUGGCCAUGGCUCUGGCGGACAGCACCCGAGGAUUACCCAACGGGGGCGGAGGCGGAGGUGGCAGCGGCUCGUCGUCGUCCUCAGCGGAGCCGCCGCUCUUCCCGGACAUCGUGGAGCUGAACGUGGGAGGGCAGGUGUAUGUGACCCGGCGCUGUACCGUGGUGUCCGUGCCCGACUCGCUGCUCUGGCGUAUGUUCACGCAGCAGCAGCCGCAGGAGCUGGCCCGGGACAGCAAAGGCCGCUUCUUUCUGGACCGGGAUGGCUUCCUCUUCCGCUACAUCCUGGAUUACCUGCGGGACUUGCAGCUCGUGCUGCCCGACUACUUCCCGGAGCGCAGCCGGCUGCAGCGCGAGGCCGAGUACUUCGAGCUGCCGGAGCUCGUGCGACGCCUCGGGGCGCCCCAGCAGCCCGGUCCGGGGCCACCGCCGCCGCACUCGCGCCGCGGGGUGCACAAGGAGGGCUCACUGGGCGACGAGCUGCUGCCGCUGGGCUACGCGGAGCCGGAGCCGCAGGAGGGCGCCUCGGCCGGGGCGCCGUCGCCCACGCUGGAUCUGGCUAGCCGUAGCCCGUCCGGGGGCGCGGCGGGCCCCCUGCUCACGCCGUCCCAGUCUUUGGACGGCAGCCGGCGCUCGGGCUACAUCACCAUCGGCUACCGCGGCUCCUACACCAUCGGGCGCGACGCUCAGGCGGACGCCAAGUUCCGGAGGGUGGCGCGCAUCACCGUGUGCGGCAAGACGUCGCUGGCCAAGGAGGUGUUUGGGGACACCCUGAAUGAGAGCCGGGACCCCGACCGGCCCCCGGAGCGCUACACCUCGCGCUAUUACCUCAAGUUCAACUUCCUAGAGCAGGCGUUCGAUAAGCUGUCGGAGUCAGGCUUCCACAUGGUGGCGUGCAGCUCCACCGGCACCUGCGCCUUUGCUAGUAGCACCGACCAGAGCGAGGACAAGAUCUGGACCAGCUACACCGAGUACGUCUUCUGCAGGGAGUGAGCUCCCCACGCCCCUCGCCACUCCGGAGCCCACUUCCCUUCCUCCCCGCGGGGGAUAGGAUUAUAGAUACCCUCGCUCCUUCCCUGUCUCCCCAUUCCUUCUGCCCCGCCCCCAGGCCCCCAGUAGCUCGCCCAGACCCGUCUGCUCCCCACUUGAGAAUCUGCAGCCACAAAUCCUCUGGGCUUCUUCGUCUUCUUUGGACCCCACUAACCGAGAGAGUGCCCAGAUGUAGCCCUUCACUCACGCUUCCUCUACUCCGGGCCUCCAAACACCCUUCCCCCCAGAUUGUCGUGAUCUAGUGGGGCAGUGCGGGAGCAGUCGCCAAGUAUCUGGGAAUGACUGAGUUGCUCAGACCCCGACUGCACGGUGUCUGGCGUGCAGUGAGGACAAGUCCUUGAAAUCUUAAACCCUUUGACUCCAUAGCGGUUUUCAGAGAUCAGAACUGAGAGCGCUGUGUGGAGACAGUGUUUUAAAACGUUGUUACGGACUUGAUCCUCAUUAGAAAGAUAAAAGUUUUAGACAACCGAAAGGAAAACCGUAAGUUGGAAUUAAGACCCCAUGGAGGCAGUUCAAAGACUGUAAAUAAAGUGCUUUUUUUGUUUUUUAAAGUUACAGGUAGAAGUAAAUUCUAGUACUGGCAAUAGAUCUCCUGUGGCUUAAAAUUGUAGAAAGCAAUCCUCCUGCCUGCGGAGGCGCCCUUUCUCUUCAGCUACUUGCCUGAGCUCUAGGUUUUGUUGGUUAAGUCAGUACUUCUAGGCUAGGAGCAAGGAGCAGGGGGCAAGGUUGCCUAGGCCCGCGGUGACCAAUUAAUACAGGAAUGGUUAGUAGGGUCAGACAGCCCUUACUUAGGUCUAGGACUGUGGGAGGGUUGGGGAGGGAGGAAAGAGGGGAGGAAGGGCGGGAGGGAGGAGGGGACAUACUCAUUUAUUAUUUGAGAGUUGGACGUUUGUAUGAUCCACUUGAGUACGUGCACAUUUAAAAAAAUAUGAAACAGUACGUGUAAACUUAGAUUUUAUCAAGGUUAGUAAAAGACCUAUCUUCAGCUGGAAGUCUAUCGAGCCAUUUUGAGUCCUAAACUUAGUUGCUAAUACCCGUCUAACCUAACCAAAGAGUUACCUAGUAGAAUUUUAGUGCUUUGAACAUUUAUUUUCUUGUUGGUUGUAUUUCCUCAUUUUUAGCCUAUUUACUUAAGCAAAAAUAAGUUCGAUUUUAGUUACUUAGACUUAAGAUCUCUUACUAUUAUUAUUAUUAGUAGUAGUAGUAUUUUUAAAUUGCUGUUUUCUGCAAGCCCAGCAAGUGUGGACUCCUAGGCAGUUCUGAAAACCGGAACAAGGCUCGCUCGCCCUUUCAUGCGUUUGCUUGACGUUGCAGUGGAAUCUGCUCCUGUCAGAGCUGAAGACAAACGGAAGCGCCCUGGGAGCUGCCCAUCUGUAGAGAGCUGUGAAGUGGGAUGUUCUUUAAAUGAAGGCAAACAAAUACUUCAGUGUGGGCUGAGCAAUAACGCGGUGUUUUAGGUGAACGCAGCAGAAGCAGGAGACCCGGUUGCCUUACGCCUUUAGUCCCACGUGGAAUGAAUUCCCAGCGUGGAUCCUGUGCACACCACAGCCGGAAGGAGGUGAAUCCGUACGCUUCCUGCUGACAGGCAUCUUUUGGAUGAUCUGUGAUUACGGAGAAGCCUUUUUAUGUGUGUGCUUGUUUUACCAUUUCACUCAGAGAUGUGUUUUUAAGGAUAUUUGUAAGAGCCAUUUUAAGUGUUUAAAUUAGCGCCGUGUUUCCUUCUUUCUAAAAAACGAACCUUGUACUGUAUAUGUCAUCGUGUCCAUGGCAGAUGUUAUGAAUUGGGACAGUUUUAUUGUCAGACUCCUGCGGUCCACUCUGUACAUACCAUAUAUAAACAUUUUACACGAAUCCUUUAGUUUUUUAAUUCAUCUACGGAUGCUAUAGAAUUUCCUAUAUUUGCCCCCUGGUAACUUGCAUUUAUUUGAUGGUGUAUAUACAAGAGCAACGUGUUUCGGUGAGUUUCUCACACCCUUGCCUGUGGACUUGGGUCAGGAACUCAUUCACAGCUAAGUGGCUGGGUUUGCUCCACACAUUUUUGCUGGGACGUUAGUUGUAUACUAAUCAUACGUCAGUUAGCUGUCUACCUGUACUCAAGCUAUUCAUAUUUCUAAUCCAAUAAUGUUUGCAUUUUGAUUGGGACAGAUUUACAUUCUUUUGUUACUUUUUUUUUUUAAAGAAAAGUUGGCUUUAUGUGCUGAGUGUGCAGUUUUAAAGAAAGGGAAACAGGGAUCCAGGAGUUGUGAUUACUUCAAGGUUGACCUUAUUUUUAGGCAGUGGAUCAGAACCUUUAUUUCAAACCUGAAGGGACGUAGGACUGUCACUCACUGGUCUAACGUGAGUGUCAGACUUUUCCAUGCCAUGGAACAGUGUUAGAUGGCUUAAGAAAGAAAUGCACUAUUAAAAAACACCUUUAGGACGGAUCAGAAUACAUUGGCAGAUGGCAAGACGGAGGUUCUGAUUCCCCUUGUCAAUCUGUGCAGCGAUAGGGGCCAUGGGAAACGGCUGACAUUUUGAAGUUUUGUCUGCAUUCAAGUCUGAGGGAUUGUAGCUUGGAAAACCAUUCAGUUGUCUCACUAACAGAGACAUCACUGUACCUUCCCCCACACCCUGACUGGUGUGUUAUUUUAAGGAUUGGGAAGUUAGUGUUAGCCACAGUACACGGACCUUUUCCUGGAAGCAACUGUGCCCUCUGUUGUUGGAUCCCAGGCAUGAAAACUUUGUGCUUUUUAGCCCCAAGUUAAGUCUGAAUGGUCAUCUUAUUCUGUGAUAGGUAAGUAUGACUGAGUCGGGGUGAUUUGGCGUGGGCCUUGGGUGGUAGAAGAAACAUCUUUAGGGCUUAUAAAAUGUUCUACAAUAUUUGUCAGCACCCAUGAAUUUGAGUACUGCACCGAAUAGAGUAGAGCUCUCAACAGUAUGUUUGAAAUGACCCAGAAGGAUAUUAUAAACUAUUCAGAUAUUCACAACGGCAAUCUAUCUCAGAGAGGCGAUCAUUUGCAUAUGUUGAUCAAAUUAGCAUCUGAUGCUCAUAAAUAAUGGAAUGACAUUAGGUUUAAUAAGUAAUUUUUAAAGAGAAGUGCUGACAGUCAUUGGGGUUAUAAAGAAAACCAAAAUAGGUACCAGGCCCUGUGCAGUUUAUCAGACAUUCGACAUGUCUGUUUUUUAAUGCUUGUGGACUGCAGUCCACCUCAUUCUAAAUUUUUGAACAUGUAAAGGAAAAUACACUCCCCCCACCUUUUUGAUACUUUUCUUACUCUAGUGGUUUUUUUUUAAUUUUUUUAAUUUUUUUUCAAUUGCUAGCAAGGUGAUAAAACUAGCCAAAUUGUCUUCCUUUUCAAAGCAGAAUCAUAUACGUGUGUGCCUGCUGCUUCUCUGAGGACAUAUAUAAUGUGCAAAUGCCCAGACAGGCAGGGCUUACAACACAGUCCAGUUCGUAUUGUUCUUUCCGUGGAAUGUUGAUACUACAUUAAAGCCAUGUAUCACGGAGCUUUGGUAAUUUUUUUAACUAUUCAUAUUAUGGUAUUCAAGUCGUUUUUGUACUCCUAUAUAUAAAAUAAAUUAUACAGAUAUUUAGAAAAAUACUGAGCGAAGGAAGUGAAUUCCUUAAGCAUUCCUUUUGCAGUCCAAAUUACAAGUUCUAUAAAACUGACAUACUUUAAAUUUGGUAUUUUUUUUAAUUGUAAAACUCUUAGUUAAGUCUCUGCUUGCAAUUUUUAUUGUUUUUUUUUCCCUCACUACUUUUAGUCUUUUAAAAUCUUAAUGUUUUGGGUAACUUAAGUCUCUCAAGUCAUGAAUCGAACCCAGUGUUCUUGUUCCCAGAGCCUACAGUACGUGGAUGAAUUUUUCCACAGUCGGAAGUAGGUUGCUGUAGCUAACUUUUCUUUGUGACAGUUUUGGAUAGUACACAUCUCAAACUAUCAGUACUGGAGGAUUUAGAUUUCCUCCAGGGCCCAUUGAACAGGAUGGAAGAAUCCUAACAGAAGACCUCCGCUGGAGUCAGCUGUUGGAUGGUAGAAGGAUUGACCAGUUGACCAAACAUGCUUGCCACUGCAUUUUGUAAUGUUUUUCCAAACCAGUUUUGUUUAUUUAAAAUGCGUUUUGAGGUGUGCAGACAUCAACUGUAAUGUAAACUGCUAUACAACUGUCUUUGUGACUUGAUAGCCAUGUAAACUUUACUAUUGAAAACAAACGAUGCUCGUUCUUUCAUUACGACCAGUUUAGUAUCCAUUUGAUGACACAGGAUUGAAACAUCCAUCACGGGCAUACAUUUUGAACAUGUAAAUUAAAUUUUCUGGGUAUUUGAAAACUUGCUCUUUGUAGUAAUUAUUUGGAUUCCGACAUGUUGAAAAACGUCACUUGCUAGGUGAUACAUAUCUUUGAGCUCUUUCUUAGAAAUCUAAGGGGACGUGGAAAAAUAUCCUAAUAUCCCACUUUUCUAGUGAAACAUAGACCCAAGAAUAAAAGCCCCUCCAUAUCAGCAAGGAAACAAAAACACAUGGGUGAAAUCUUUUCAGAGGUGCUCACACUUUUGAAAUUGUCUUCAUCCAUCCAAAUGCUGUUCCGUUCCUUCUACUCACAACCAGUUGUGUCAUGGAAACACUCUGCCGGUUUCCCUGCUGUGUGUGAAGAAAUGAAUCAUUGAUUGUGUGACUUGUUAUGUAUUCUAUUAAACACUAAAGAAUAAAACAUUCACUCCUUUAA
Molecule: messenger RNA, 5940 nt
Organism: Rattus norvegicus (Norway rat)
Lineage: Eukaryota; Metazoa; Chordata; Mammalia; Rodentia; Muridae
Gene: Kctd12
Product: potassium channel tetramerization domain containing 12
Exons: 1
Coding region: 199-1182 (327 amino acids)
Biological process (GO): protein homooligomerization; regulation of G protein-coupled receptor signaling pathway; G protein-coupled receptor signaling pathway
Cellular component (GO): postsynaptic membrane; presynaptic membrane
Source: RefSeq, marked validated